ACGAGCUCCUCGGAAAAUGGCCAUGAUCAGGCAAUUCAGGCUACCUGGCUGAUCAUUAGUAUCAGGUGCAUUAUUUCUCUUGGGCUCUAAUUCCUCGAUCCUGUAUUGUACGCGAAGCUUCAGGGGGGAAUUACUGGGCUAUCGCGAUGCAUCCCGUUAGCCUCGCGGGUUCAGUCGGCGCGUCUGAAACAGCGCGAUCGUUCCUCGCCACGCCAACACCCUCGCAACGCGCUCGUCGCCGCAAUGCCUCGCGUUCCUCUCCGCAGAGUCGCAUUCAGACGCACAGCGUCGCUGAUCGUCGCGUAAACUCGCAGAUCGCUCGUACCGCAUCCCCGUCAGUACCAGCUCUGCAAUUGCGAUCCACUCGUCCACGUCAGCACCUCGCCGUGCGUGCAGCGGCUGACGGCGAUGUCGGAGCGGAUUAUCCGACGUCUGCAGAGGCGGUCGAACUCGCGGCGGAGAAGCCUGGCGUGUCAGGAGGCCCUCAGGAGCCCGCGAGCCCGUCCUCCAAAGGAUCAGCCGCCGUUGAGCCUAAUGCGCGCGCCAAAACCUCUAGUAGCAGCAGCGGCGGGGGGGGGUCGUCCGCGCUCGAUAAGCUCCGCGAGCUGCUGCGGGCGGCGGAGGCAGAGCUGGAGAAGGCGAGCGCGCGGACCGUUGAGACGGAGGAGGAGGCGCGGAGGGUGGCGGAACGCGCCAUAGAGCUGUCUGACGUUGUCGCCAAGGCGGAAGCGGCGGCGGAAGCCGCGCGGGCGCAGAUGGAGGCGGAGCUGGCGGAGGAGGCGCUGGCGCAGGAUGCGCUGAGGCAGGCUGACGUGGCGUUUUACCAGCAGGAGGAGGCGCUUGCGGCAGCGGAGGCGCAGCUGCAGGCGGCGGGUGGGGGGAUGGCGGAGCAGGGGGGGCAGGAAGGUGAAAGCCUGCGAUCCAGCUUAGUUAAUUCCGUCCAGGAGACGCGGGAGGAGCUGGGGAGGCGGGAGGCGGAGCUGAGAGCGCGGAGGGAGGCAGCAGCGGGGGCGACUGAACGUAGGAUAAGGGCACAGGGGGAGGCGGCGACGCUGGCGGCGGCAGCGGGGGAGGCACGGGCGCAGCGGGCGGUGGCGUUCGAGCUGGAGGCGCGGCAGAGCGUGGCGGAGGCCGCCAAGGCGCUCGCGCGGGCGGAAAAGCUGGUCUCUGACAUCGCCAAGGCGGAGGCAGAGGCAGCGAAGCUAGGGGCGGAGAAGGCGGCGCUGCUAGCAAGUGAGGUGGCGGGGGUGUCGGCCGCGCUGAGGGCCACGGUGAAGGGCGGCAGGGCGGCGGCUGGCAUGCCGACCACCGACUCCGAUAGCGACUCCGACAGGGACUCGACCAGGGGCCCGGAUGGCGACUCAGACAGGGACGAGGGCGGUGACUCGGGCAGUGAGUCCGACCGCGAGGGGGAGAGUGCGAAGGACGGGGCGGCGAGGGACGGUGUGGCGGAAAAUGUUGCAGAGGCUGUGGUGAAGGAGGGGAAGGGGAAGGGGAAGAAGGGGGCGAAGGUUGGAGGGGAGGAAGCGACGAGGGUGGAUGGAGAGGUCGGGCGGACUGGGGCGGUGAGUGAGGGGGUGAAGGAUGCGAGGAAGGAGGGAAAGAAGGGGAGAGUGGAUGCUGACUCGGUACCUCAAGGCCGAGCAGAAACCGGUGCUGGAGAUGGGAUCAAGGGUGAUGCAGGGGAGGCGGGAGCAGAGGAGGUCGAGGAGGUACCUGCUGCUGCUGCAGUGGCAGCAGCAGUGCCUGGCUCAGAUGAACCCGCUGCCGUUCCUCCCGCUUCCCCCUCCUCCCCAUCAUCCAAGUCCUCCUCUUCUUCCUCCUCCUCGUCGUCCAAGAAGUCAUCGCGGUUCUUCUCGGCGUCCUUCUUCUCCGCGGACGGCCACGAGGUGCAGGACGCGCUCAAGUGGGUGCGCACUGGGCUGCCCUCGCUGCUCACGCACCUGCCCAAGCUGCUGCUCGCGCUCUCCGUACUUCUCUUUGGCGGGUUUGCCCUGAGAGCGCGCAUGGCGCACAGAGCAGCGGUGCACACGCCCCCCGCCACAGUGGUGCAGAUGGAAGCCGUGCAGGGGCAGGGGGUGGGUGCAGCGCAGGGGGGAGUGGGAGCAGGGGAGGUGGGAGCAGCGCUCGUGCAGGAGGGUGUGGAGGGUGCAGUGGAGGGCUUUGUGCAAGCAGGGGCGGGGGCGGCAGGGGGACAGCUGCAGGCGCGAGGGCGUGUGGCGUCGGCUAACCCGGUGGUGUCGGCGGUGCAGUCGGUGGUGGGGCGAGUGAAGGCCCUCAUUGACAAACUGCCCAGACACGAGCCGAACGAGGAGGAGACGCAGCUGUUUGACGUGCUGUGGCUGCUGCUGGCCAGUGUGGUCUUCGUUCCCAUCUUCCAGAAGCUGCCAGGAGGCAGUCCCGUGCUGGGCUAUCUGACAGCGGGUGCCUUAAUCGGUCCCUAUGCGCUCUCCAUCAUCAAGCACGUGCACGGCACCAAGGCGCUCGCUGAGUUCGGCGUCGUCUUCCUCAUGUUCAACAUCGGACUGGAGCUGUCGCUAGAGCGCCUUCGCUCCAUGCGCAAAUACGUCUUCGGACUCGGCUCCGCCCAGGUACCAGCCAUCGUCAUCGGCAACGGCCUCGCACUCUCCUCAACUGCCGUUGUACUCCAGGUGCUGCAAGAGCGUGGUGAGAGCACGUCCCGCCACGGCCGAGCCACCUUCUCCGUGCUGCUCUUCCAGGAUCUAGCGGUGGUGGUGCUGCUCAUCCUCAUUCCGCUCCUCUCCCCCACCUCCUCCAAAGGGGGCGUGGGGCUGGGAGCCAUAGCAGAGGCGCUAGGCGUGGCAGCAGUGAAGGCUGCAGUGGCCAUCUCAGGCAUCAUUGCGGGCGGCAGGCUGCUGCUGCGGCCCAUCUACCGCAGCAUGGCGGAGAACCACAACGCUGAGAUCUUCGCCGCCAACACACUGCUCGUCGUGCUCGGCACGUCCGUGCUCACUGCUAGGGCGGGUCUGUCCAUGGCGCUGGGUGCGUUCCUUGCGGGCCUGCUGCUCUCAGAGACUGAGUUCGCUCUGCAGGUCGAGUCGGAUAUCAACCCGUAUCGUGGGCUGCUGCUCGGUCUCUUCUUCAUGACGGUGGGCAUGUCCAUCGACCCCAAGCUGCUGGUUGCUCGCUUCCCCCUCAUCCUGGCGGCCAUCGCCAUCCUCAUCGCCGGCAAGACCGCCCUGCUCGCCGCCAUGGGGCGCCUCGUCGGCCUCUCGCCCGUCGCGGCUGUGCGCACCGGCCUGCUGCUGGCGCCUGGGGGGGAGUUUGCGUUUGUGGCGUUCGGGGAGGCUGUCAGCAAGGGCAUCAUGAGUCCGCAGCUGUGCUCGCUGCUCUUCAUCGUGGUGGGCAUCAGCAUGGCCAUCACGCCAUGGCUCGCAGCGGUGGGGCAGCUCAUAGCGUCGCGCUUCGACCAGCAGGACGUGCGCUCACUGCAGCCGCAGGAGGCAGAGACUGACGACCUGCAAGGCCACAUUAUCAUCUGUGGCUUCGGCCGCGUGGGUCAGAUUAUAGGCCAGCUGCUCUCAGAGAGGCUCAUCCCCUUUGUCGCUCUCGACGUCAGCAGUGACCGCGUGAGUGCAGGUCGCUCCUUGGACCUGCCUGUCUACUUUGGCGAUGCUGGCAGCCGCGAUGUACUCCACAAGGUGGGCGCGGAGCGGGCGGCAGCCGCUGUCAUCACCUUGGACACCCCCGGCGCCAACUACCGUGCGGUGUGGGCGCUGAGCAAGAACUUUCCGCACGUGAAGACGUUUGUGCGUGCGCACGACGUGGACCACGGCAUCAACCUCGAGAAGGCCGGCGCCACUGCCGUCGUGCCAGAGACGCUAGAGCCGAGUCUGCAGCUCGCUGCUGCCGUGCUCGCCCAGGCGAAGCUGCCAGCAGCGGAUAUCGCUGCCACGCUGGACGACUUCAGAAGCCGACACCUGGCAGAGCUCACAGAGCUCUCUGCGCUGAGUGGCUCAUCGCUGGGCUACGGCUACUCCAGCAACCUCAUGAGGGCCCGAGUCGCAGAGGCAGCAGGAGCCGCAGGAAGCAGUAGCAGUGCACCAGCCACUAGUAGCAGCAGCAGCACUGCGGUGGAGGGAGACGGAGGUAUUGAGGGGCAGGCUGUUGCAAUGCCAGCUUGAAACAUGCUACCACCCAGCUUGUCUUGCCAUUUAUUUUCUGAGGAAUCCAAAUGAUGAGUGUAGAAUCCUUGUGACCCUCUGCUUCACGUCCUUGUGACACUUACAAGAUGUUUGAUUUUGGCACACACUGGUAGUUACACGGUACACCCCUUGUUCAGCCAGUGGUUUCACCACACCAGUCGUAAAUGUGGUUACAGUCUCAGUACUAGUGCUUGUGGGUGCUCUAAGCACAUACUGAAGCAGCCAGGCCCUUGUACGCGAACCAGUAAGGGAGCAAUUUUGAAACAGGCCAUGUCAUUAUAUCCGUGCU
Molecule: messenger RNA, 4455 nt
Organism: Closterium sp. NIES-67
Lineage: Eukaryota; Viridiplantae; Streptophyta; Zygnematophyceae; Desmidiales; Closteriaceae
Source: the annotation of a GenBank genome assembly